AUGGCCGAAACAACCGGCUCAAGCACUGGUGCCAAUGUCGCACCUGAUUUAAGGCGCAGGACGACUGCACGUGGGGGGAAGCCGAAUGUUACAUCAGAUCAAAAUCACAAUGAUGAGAUGGAUGUGAAAUACAAGCCUCGACCGGAUUCUGACAUAGCCUACUGGGAGCCUAUCAUCGCACCGUUGCUGCUUACAGUAAUGUCUAUUUUCACUCGCAUGUAUCGCAUUGGACGUUCGAACAUUGUCACAUGGGAUGAAGCGCAUUUUGGCAAAUUUGGGUCCCAUUAUCUGAAGCGCGAAUUCUACUUCGAUGUCCACCCCCCGUUAGGCAAGAUGCUGGUCGGACUAUCCGGGUAUCUUGCUGGAUACAACGGCUCCUUCGAGUUUAAGUCCGGAGAACAAUACCCUCAGGAUGUCAAUUACACCUUCAUGCGUGUAUUCAAUGCUGCCUUUGGUGCAGCUUGCGUCCCUUUGGCAUAUUUUACCGCUCGCGAGCUCGGUUUUCGCCGAGCCACUGUGUGGCUUAUCAGCUUGAUGGUACUAUUUGAGAACUCGUAUGCGACAAUCUCGAGGUUCAUUCUACUUGAUUCUAUGCUACUAUGUUUCACUUUCACAACCACUCUAUGCUGGGCGAAGUUCCAUCGAUUGCAGACGAAUAGUUUCUCCCUCGAAUGGUUCACAUGGCUUUUUCUCACCGGCGUCAGCAUUGGCUGUGUCUGCAGCGUCAAAUGGGUUGGAUUUUUUUGCACAGCGAUCGUCGGAUUGUACACAGUUGAAGACCUAUGGAACAAAUUCGGCGACGUGAAGAUGCGAAGGGCUGUGUUAGCGAACCACUUGUUGGCUCGCAUUGCAGGCUUGAUACUUCUGCCAUGUAUCGUCUACAUCCUCUCGUUCUACGCCCAUUUCUGGAUAUUGGAAAAUAGUGGCCCUGGUGACGCGCAAAUGAGUUCACUCUUCCAGGCCAAUCUUAAAGGGACUGAAGUUGGGCAGGACAGUCCUCUUGAGGUUGCUUUUGGCUCGAGGGUUACCCUGAAAAACAUGGGCUACGGUGGUGGCCUGUUACAUUCGCAUGUUCAAACUUAUCCUGAAGGAUCUGCUCAACAGCAAGUCACAUGUUACCACCAUAAAGACGCGAACAAUGACUGGUUCAUCUACCCCAAUCGACAGGAUAUGGAGUAUGAUGCCAAUGGCCCACUGAGGUUUAUCGGCGACGGCGAUGUGGUACGCUUAAUUCAUGGGCAAACAGGCCGAAAUCUACACUCGCAUGCGAUCCCGGCGCCAGUAACCAAAGGCCACUACGAAGUAUCCUGCUAUGGCAACAUUACGAUUGGAGACGACAAAGAUCAUUGGGCAAUUGAAGUUGUUGACGAUGUCGCUUCCAAGGACAGGAGUAGAGUCCGAACUCUUACCACGGCAUUUCGCCUGAAGCACCCUGUCCUAGGUUGCUACCUGAGGGCUGGAAAUGUGAAUCUCCCACAGUGGGGUUUCAAGCAGAUCGAAACUACCUGUGUCAAGGAAAAUAAGCCCAACGAUGUGUAUACGCACUGGAAUGUCGAGUCCCAUUACAACGAGAGACUUCCACCGGGAGAUCCUGGUUCUUACAAGUCGCCAUUUUGGAAAGACUUCAUUCAUUUGAAUGUCGCCAUGAUGACAUCCAACAACGCCCUGGUCCCUGAUCCAGACAAGCAGGACGAUCUCGCCUCAAAGUUCUGGCAGUGGCCAAUCUUGAACGUUGGUCUCCGCAUGUGUUCCUGGGAUGAUACCACUGUCAAGUACUAUCUUCUAGGAAACCCUUUCGUAUACUGGGGCAGUAGCGCCAGUCUAGCUGCCUUCGGACUUUUAGUUCUCUGGUACCUUGUGCGCUGGCAGCGAGGCUAUAAUGAGCUCACACAAGCUGAAAUCGACCAUAUACAUUACUCAGGAUUAUACCCGGUUGUGGGGUGGAUCCUGCAUUACUUACCUUUCGUGGUUAUGGCACGGGUGACCUAUGUCCAUCAUUACUAUCCGGCUUUGUAUUACGCCAUACUUACAUUUGGGUUCUGUGUCGAUUGGUUCACUCGGUCGGCCAGUGAUAAGUUGCGCGUGGUAUUAUACACAGUGCUGUAUAUUGUGAUAUUCGGGUUGUUCUUAUACUUCCGUGUUGUGGUAUUUGGUAUUGAGGGCCCAAGCCAGAAUUGGAAGCAUCUAAACUGGCUGAGUGGGUGGAAAAUUGGUAAUUGA
This is a messenger RNA of Aspergillus aculeatus ATCC 16872, 2220 nucleotides long. RefSeq names its product protein O-mannosyl transferase (gene pmt2). Gene Ontology annotation, biological process: protein O-linked glycosylation via mannose. Gene Ontology annotation, cellular component: endoplasmic reticulum; membrane. The record is from RefSeq and is a predicted model, not a curated record. Lineage: Eukaryota; Fungi; Ascomycota; Eurotiomycetes; Eurotiales; Aspergillaceae. The coding region runs from base 1 to 2220 and encodes 739 amino acids. The transcript has 5 exons. Gene Ontology annotation, molecular function: dolichyl-phosphate-mannose-protein mannosyltransferase activity.